AUGUAUCUUGCAGGCCUUUCUCCUCCUUCCCUGCAGGAGGAUUUGGACCUGAUCAAGAUCAAAGGACGGCAAGGUACCAAAGUAAUAACGGGCGCUUUGAAAUUGGGCGGCUGUGGGGCCGGACGCCUAAAAAGCGAGGGAAUUCAAUCCAAGCUGGAGUGGAGGGACGGAAUUAUCGCUGAUCAGAUCCAGCUAAUUCCGCAAAUCACCUCCUGUUUAUCCAGGAAACCAGGCCUGAAGCUACCAAAUCAAUAUAUACCGGGGUUUCGUCUCCGGAAAGUAACGAAGGUCGGGGCGGGGAACGGCAGAAUAUGGGCCUAG
Messenger RNA from Blastomyces dermatitidis ER-3, 321 nucleotides. RefSeq lists its product as uncharacterized. Lineage: Eukaryota; Fungi; Ascomycota; Eurotiomycetes; Onygenales; Ajellomycetaceae. The record is from RefSeq and is a predicted model, not a curated record. Bases 1 to 321 code for a protein of 106 amino acids. The transcript is spliced from 2 exons.